AUGGCCCUGGACUUGGAUCAUCGCGGGUCCGGCCCACCCAGCAGCCACACGCAUCGAUGGAUACCCUCGCCAGCCUCACAACCCGUCGUCGGUGCAUUGCGACUCAUCUCGCGCCAGCAGCAUCAGACGGCGGCCAGCCACAUGCUCCAGCCUGCUCCUCCCCCGUCGUUCACGGAAGCCGCCUCCGCGCUCGGCCUAUUCGAUGUUGACGACGUAGUGGACGUCUCAACUCCCUUUAUGCCCGGAUGCUGUCCCAUUCACGACCGACUCCGCCCCGACCCGUAUUAUCAUUCCGUCCACGGUAGCGUUUACUACACGCCCGACCGACCUGUUCGGCGCAGCCGUGGUACCACGUCCGGAGACUUCCCGGCUCCGUUAAUACGCCCGUGUCCGCGCCGGCCGCAUUCCAUCCACAUCGUAUCCUACCCUCCCGGCUUCGUGCCGCACGAGCUGCGCCCCCUUUCCGUUGCCGUAGACACGCCCAAGGACGAUAAAUCGGCGAAGCGCGAGAAGCGAAGGAAAAAGAAGGAGGACGCAGCUGCUAGGAAGAAAGAGGAGAAGGAGAGGAGAAGGGAGGAAAAAGAACGCUGCGAGAAAAGCGAAAGGAGACGGUCUCUGAGGUCGCUUUCCUCGGGCAACAGCAGCGAGAAGCUUAGCCGUGUGUUUGACAAGAUAUUCGCCGCCUUCGCCAUCCACCCGGCAAAAUCGCCACCUAGUCACGCCGCAUCACCGAGCCCAAGCCCGAUCCCGACUACCCCGGGAACCCGCUCUCGGCCGUCCAGCUUCAUCAGCUUCGCCCGGAGGCUGUCGCGAAUUGAACAGGUAUCCCCAACCGAACCGCUUGUCUUGGAGGAGCCAUUGGUGACCGAACCUACGAUUCAACCUGCGACUCAACCUUCGACUGAACCUCCGACUGAGGCUCCCGUCGAACCACUUGUUGAAACUCCGGUUGAACCUCCCGUGGAACCUCCCGCGGAACUUCCUAUAGAACCUCCCACCGCUCCCACAGAACCCCCCAUAGAACCUCCCACGAUGACCGGGACACCCAUCGCCCGGCCACGGCCGCAGUCGACGUCGGUGAUGUCGGCCAACCGGAACAGCGUCAUAUCGAUGCGGUCCGCCAAGAGCAUGAUGAGCUCAUCCACCUCCGAAAUUGUCCAGAAACCAGUAGCAUCCGGCAGCGGCGUGAGCUGUUCGAUCCUCCUAGCGGAGCCCAACGUCUUCUUGACAGGCCUCGACCACGACCACCACACCCGUCGCAGCGUCCAGAGCACGAGCGCACUCCUACGCGGCAAGCUGCAGCUCAACGUAUCCAAGAACGUCAAGAUCAAGUCGGUGACGCUUAAACUCGUCGGCAAGGCACGCACAGAAUGGCCCGAGGGGAUCCCCCCAGCUAAGUCCGAGCUGUGCGAGGAACACACACUGCGCACCCAGUCACUUGUGUUUUUCCACGCCAUGCAUGAGGGUAUGUGGGACACCGAAUACGGCAGCCAAUGUACCUACUCGCACAAAUCUAGCAGCAGCAGCAGCAGUGCCAUUGGUAGUGCGUCGGGUUUGCAAUCCACACCUUCCAACAGCUCGCUGCAGCUUCUUGGCAAGGGACGCAGCAACAGUACACUCACGGCCAAAGAGUACAAGCGCCUUUCGCUACAGUCGGUUAACUCGCGGAGCUUUGGCAAGGGGGACUCGCCGCAUGUCAGCCAAGUCCAGUGCAAGGGAUACAAGGUGUUUCGCCCGGGAACCUACGAGUACUCGUUUGAGCUGCCCAUCGACCACAGCCAGCUUGAAACGGCCAAGUUGCCAUUCGGCUCGGUGCGCUGGGAUCUCGAGACCACCGUGGAGCGAGCAGGUGCCUUCAAACCCAACUUGCACGGAUCCAAGGAGGUGACCAUCGUCCGGUUACCGGAUCAGAUGUCGCUCGAGACGGUCGAGCCCAUCUCCAUCAGCCGGCACUGGGAAGAUCAGCUGCACUACGACAUCAUUAUUUCCGGCAAGAGCUUCCCCAUCGGUGGCCGGAUCCCCAUCGCCUUCAAGCUCACACCACUCGCCAAGGUGCAGAUCCACAAACUCAAGGUGUACGCGACCGAGAACAUCGAGUACUGGACCAACGACCGGCACGUGACCCGCAAAGACGCCGGCCGCAAGAUCUUGCUGCUAGAAAAGGCCGCCGGCAAGCCGCUGGACAAGCAGUACGCCAUGAGCGACCUCCGCGUGCUCAGCGGCGGGGAGCUUGAGCCCGAGCAGCGGGAGGAAGCACGGCAGGCGGCCGCUGUCCGCAGGCUGCGCGAUGCCUCGUGGUUGCAGCCGUUUGAACCCCUGCCGGAGCCGAGCAACAACCUGCUAGGCGACUUGGAUCUAGGACUCGAGUCGUUUUGGGGGAGCACCGAGAUCGAGAUGAACGUGCAGCUGCCCACGUGCGAGAUGAUGGCGCGGGAUAAGGCCGUCCGGUUGCAUCCGGAUUGUAGUUGGAAGAAUGUCAAUGUGUUUCAUUGGAUCAAGAUCGUAAUGCGCAUCUCCCGCGCGGAUGCAGACGACCCGACAGGCAAACGCCGCCGGCACUUCGAAAUCAGCAUCGACAGCCCCUUCACCGUGCUCAACUGCCGUGCCACCCAGACCAACACUGCCCUGCCACAGUACAGCGGAAGCGAUGGGCCUAUCCCAGAACGCCGGGAACAGGUGUCCUGCGGUUGCCCCGACGCGCAGCCCCUCGAUCCGACGUCCUCGAUGCUCUCACGGCCGCUGACUAUGGUUGAGGAGGAUAUCGUCGGUUUCAGUGGCCGGCGGCUGAACCUGGACCGGCCGAGUGCGCGGUCCAGGACAAACACCGGACAAAGCUUAUCGAACACUACCACCACAAGCAAUAACAAUAACAACGCCCGCCCAGAGAGCGUCAGCGCUGCCCAAUCCGACCGACUUCGUAGUCAGAAUCACCACGAGCCAGAGCGGCCAAUCCACUUGAUCCGCCACCCGUCCCAUAAUCCGCCCGCUUUUGACGCCGACGAGCCCCCACCCCAGCUACCGCUGCAGACCCCGCCGCCGCAGUAUGACAUGAUUGUCGGUACGCCAAGCGUGGAUGGGCUGGCGGAUUACUUUACGCGGUUGGCCGCGUAUGAGGGAGGGGGAGGAGUUCCAGGCGCUGAUGAUGGUGUAGGACUGGGAGUGGAAGUUGCCGGGGGAUUUCCUGGUCUUGAUGUACCACCGCCUCUUGCAGCAGCCGAAGGCGUCGAUGGAGAUGGAAGCAGAGAAGCCGCGGAUGACGGAGAUGCAGACAGCGACACCAAUACCAUCGGGCCAGACGACUCCGACGCAACUCCCGAGGCGGAAGUCCCGAGUGUCCCUGUCUCGGUCUCUCCUAGCGUAGCACUGUCCCAGGAAUUCCUCCACAUCGCCGACGCAAUCACCACAAAUCCUAGCCCAACAGUCCCCGCUCCUGCUGCUUCUUCUACAGGCCCUACCACCACGGCUACUGCUCCCGCUACUACUACUGUCCCCAACCCCGACGCAGACGCAGACAUCGACCCCUUCAGCAUCCUCUCCCUCCUUCUCAACCCCCCAACCACCACCUCUUCCUCCUCAGACACCGACGAUGAAGACGACGACGAAUACACCCAAGACGGCCGCACCCGUCUCCACCGCGGCGGACGUGUCAAUGUCGCUAAUCCGCGCACACCUGGUGGUCGGCUGGUGCCGAGUCGGAGUUUGGAGAUUGAACGGCCUAGUGUGAGGUUGGAUAUGACGGGGGUUUUGAGGCGGAGGGCGAGGGAUUAA
Molecule: messenger RNA, 3768 nt
Organism: Dichotomopilus funicola
Lineage: Eukaryota; Fungi; Ascomycota; Sordariomycetes; Sordariales; Chaetomiaceae
Exons: 3
Coding region: 1-3768 (1255 amino acids)
Biological process (GO): ubiquitin-dependent endocytosis
Cellular component (GO): cytosol; cytoplasm
Molecular function (GO): ubiquitin protein ligase binding; protein-macromolecule adaptor activity
Source: RefSeq, a predicted model, not a curated record